Messenger RNA from Exophiala aquamarina CBS 119918, 1920 nucleotides. RefSeq lists its product as uncharacterized. Lineage: Eukaryota; Fungi; Ascomycota; Eurotiomycetes; Chaetothyriales; Herpotrichiellaceae. The transcript has a single exon. Gene Ontology annotation, biological process: dodecyl sulfate metabolic process. The coding region runs from base 1 to 1920 and encodes 639 amino acids. Gene Ontology annotation, molecular function: protein dimerization activity; linear primary-alkylsulfatase activity. The record is from RefSeq and is a predicted model, not a curated record.
AUGACCGCGACCGAGAGCAGAUCUGCCGACCGGACUUCGCCUUCCUUCGAAGAUACUGUGGACUUCGCAAAUGCCGAGCGCGGCUUUAUAGGAUGUCUGGAACCGUGUGUUGUCAAAAACGCACAAGGUCAAAUUGUCUGGAACAAUGAUGAAUAUAACUUUGUCCAUGAGGAGCCAUGCCCGACUACAGUGGAAGCAAAGUUAUGGCGACAGGCUCGACUGCUGUCCAAGCAGGGCCUCUAUUGCAUCAGCCCAUCUAUCUAUCAGGUCCGUGGCUUCGAUAUCUCGCACAUCACUUUCGUUGAAGGCCAGAGUGGCCUGGUCGUGAUCGAUCCUUUGAUUUCUUGCGAAUGUGCAGCAGCAGCGAUGGAUCUGUACAAGCGGUAUCGGGGUAGUCGUCCAGUCAAGGCCGUUAUAUACACGCAUUCGCAUAUCGACCAUUUCGGAGGCGCCGCAGGAAUUCUACCGCCACCGAGGGGGAAGGAGGGCCUGGACGAUGUGAAAAUCAUUGCACCCGAACACUUCAUGGAGGAAGCUACUUCUGAGAACGUUUUUGCUGGACCCAUCAUGCGCAAACGAUCUGCCCACAUGUAUGGAUCUCAGCUUCCACGGUCUUCCAUCGGACAGGUGGGAGUAGGUCUGGGCAUGGGAACCUCCCGUGGGACGACGAGUCUGGUCCCGCCGACAGUCGACAUCACCUACACUGGGCAGUCUUUAACGAUUGACGGCAUCCACAUGGUAUUUCAGAUGGUGCCAAAUACUGAGGCACCAGCCGAACUCAACAUUUACUUCCCUAACGAACACGCUUUGCUAGUUGCCGAGUGCGCUACUCAUGCCCUCCAUAACAUCGUCACCCUGAGAGGUGCCCUCGUCAGGGACGCCAAGGCCUGGAGUAGAUACCUAGACGAGACUCUGGUGCUCUACUGCGAGGAAGCAGGGGCAGAAGUACAAUUUGGAAGCCAUGGCUGGCCCACCUGGGGGAACGACAACAUUACAAGCUUUUUGGAACAACAGAGAGAUUUGUACGCCUACAUCCAUGAUCAAACGGUGAGGCAGAUGAAUAGAGGAUGGAACGGAACGGAGAUUGCUGAACGCAUGGUGCUUCCUCCUGCUUUGAGGCGUGCUUGGCACACGCAAGGUUUUUACGGAAGCGUCAACCACAACGUCAAGGGGAUUUACCAGCGUUACAUGACGUGGUUUGACGGUGCAGCCGAAAAUCUAUGGAAGUGGCCUCCGAAGGAAGAGGGGAUUAAAUAUGUGGCAUGCAUUGGUGGGCCGGAAGAGUUGUUGAAGAAAGCCGACGGGUUUAUCAACGAGGGAGAUCUUCGCUUUGCUGCGACAUUGUUGGGCCAUGUCGUGGCAGCGGAAGACGGCGCUGGUGGUCCUGCAAGCGCACGUCUGCAAUGCAGAGAUAGGCUUGCUUACGUAUUCGAGAGUCUGGGCUUCGGCGCAGAGAACGCAACCUGGAGAAAUUUCUACCUGAGUCAGGCAAUGGAUCUCAGGAACGGCAAGAGAUCUCGCGGUCAAGAUACAGCCAGUCUGGCAUCAUUUGCACCCAGACUUGCAGUCGAGCAAUGGCUCGGUGGUCUCUCCAUCAUUGUCGACGGUCAGGCAGCUGGGAGGGAACACCAACCCAUCAACAUCGACAUCCACAUCAAGGACAUUGAUGAGAGGUGGAGGUUGAUUUUAAGCAAUGGUGCAUUGACAUAUCGACGUUUGGUCGGCGACAGGGUUACUACAAGUCCCCAGGGCAGUGUCAGACUCACUCUGGAGAAAGCUGAGCUGUGCGAAGUAUUAAAUGGCAAGAGAAAUCUGACUGGGAUUGCGGACGUCGAAGGUGAUGUCCAGCUUCUGGGCAAACUGCUAUCAUUUGCGUCGAUUGACGCAGGCAUGCCACAUGGAGCGUCGAGCCACCUCUAA